Messenger RNA from Odontomachus brunneus, 7086 nucleotides. RefSeq names its product protein tramtrack, alpha isoform (gene ttk). The coding region runs from base 1420 to 3138 and encodes 572 amino acids. The transcript has 5 exons. Gene Ontology annotation, cellular component: nucleus. Gene Ontology annotation, biological process: regulation of transcription by RNA polymerase II. The record is from RefSeq and is a predicted model, not a curated record. NCBI's taxonomy places the organism in Eukaryota, Metazoa, Arthropoda, Insecta, Hymenoptera, Formicidae. Gene Ontology annotation, molecular function: protein binding.
GCCAUUCACCGUGAAAACCGUACGUACGCUCGCGCUCUGGUCACCGACAAGGUCGCGCAAGGUCGCGCAACCAUGCUGCUGCAUCCAUGCGCCAUAUGCAGCGGUGUAUGCACACGUGUAUUUGCGUGUGUAUAUGUGUGUGUCUGUGUGUGCGCGCGCGCGAAAUGCAGGUGGGCGACAAUAUUCUCGCGCGAUAUUCACUCGUUCGGAAGAUAAGUAUCUAGAUCGUCAUAAUUAAUUAAUUAAUUCGACAGUCAAUCGACGUUUUUUCGGUGCCUGCGCGUUGUAUUCUCUCUCCCUUCCUCCCUCCCUCCUAUUCUCUUCUCUUCUCUCCCCCCCCCUCUUUCCUCUUCUCUCCUACUUUUGACACUUCGACAUUACAUUCGCAUUCUAUCGGCCAGACCCCGCCACUUUAUUAUUGCGCGCGUUUUUCGCACAUGCACCCCGUGCUCGACCCACACACAUGCACCACGAUUUGCGCGCGAAAGCAGCGGCUCUCCCGGCUAUCGAUCCGAAUGCGUAGAAAAUGCUAUUGAUUCCCUCGGCCGACCCGACGACCUCUUCUCUCCAUAGCGACGAUCCGAGAGGAGAGGCUGGCGGAUAUAAAGCUCUCUCUUUCUCCUUGUUCCCCUUUCUCCGCUCCUUUUCUGUUUUUCUUUAAUCCUGUCUGGAUUGUGAUCUCUUUCGUCCCACUGUUAUAAUAUAUAUAUCGCAAAAAGAGCAAAAGUGUAAAAACGGACGAUAUCAAUUAACGAGGAUCGCGAACGACAGAGGGAGAAUGAGAGUUUUCAUUUUAAUGACAGAAAUAGACAAAAGCGCCUUUUUCUUUUUUGCAUCAAUUUUGAUCGAUCGUUCUCUCGCGGUCUCCUCAUCUCCGCAGAGACGAAACGUGUGUCGCGCGUACGUGACCGCGCUGGAAGGGGUGAGAGGAGGAGAAUUGCAUAAAAGGCAAACACGAGUCAGGCUAGUCGUCUAUUCGCUGCCUGCCUACGUCCUCCAGGGUCGUACACCCACGUUCAAUCCUCUAUCACGGUCCUCUCUUCUUCUCAAAGUUGUUUCGCUUAUAGUUUCGAGAGCCUAGAUAUAUUAUAAGUUGAGAGAGAGAGAAUAUCUUUCAGUACAUCGCACGAAAUCUAAAAUUCUGAGAACUUGCAAGAGUUUACGAAACAAAGGGUUGAAAGGAAGAUACGAUUGAGGUCACGAAUAAGACGAACACGAUAAUCCACGGCCGAUGAGGAGCACAGCACGAGGACGAGUAGUAGAAGAAGAAGAAGAAGGAACAGCAGCAGCACGAGCAAACACGAGGAGCUUCGUCGUCGAGGUAGAAAGUGGCGGCGCGGAAAAGCAAAAGGGACGACGAGGACGACGAAGUGGCGGUGGCAGUGGCAACGGCGGGAACGCGACCAACAGCCAGGUCCCAUGUUAGCGGACAUCAACGGCAAUCUGGCGGAUCUGAGAAGCGAAGCGAUGGCGUCGCAGAGGUUUUGUCUGCGUUGGAACAACCAUCAGAGCAACCUGCUCUCCGUCUUCGACCAGCUGCUGCACGACGAGUCGUUCGUCGAUGUCACGUUGGCUGUAGAGGGUCAGUUACUCAGGGCACAUAAAAUGGUGCUGUCGGCGUGUAGCCCUUACUUUCAGGCCCUAUUUAUCGGUCACCCCGACAAGCAUCCCAUAGUCAUUCUGAAGGAUGUGCCGUACGUGGACAUGCGCAGCCUGCUGGACUUUAUGUAUCGUGGCGAAGUAAGCGUCGAUCAGGACCGGCUGACCGCGUUCCUACGGGUCGCGGAGUCCCUGAGGAUAAAGGGUUUGACGGAGGUGAACGAGGACAAGUGCGAUCUGCCGAGUAUCACGUCGUCGCUAUUGGGCGGUGCUCAGAACGCGGCACCACCGCCGCCACCCAGCCUCCACCGGAUCAACCAGAUCGGUCCGCAUCACCACCAUGUCUCACAGAAGAGGUUCCAUCAUAUGUCCAGCCAUCCGUUGCUGGGCUCGGCGUUGACCGCACCUAAGAGGAAGCGCGGCAGACCCAGGAAGCUCAGCGGCUCAUCGGAUACGCCGAUCGGUGAGGCCGCUGGUCAGGAUCUGCAAUCGUGCUCGGGCGCCGAUCUCGUCCAAGGCUCGCCGGAGAUGAUGGAGAUGAAGAUGGGCCUGGACUUCCAGAGCGAAACGAGCGGCAACGGUGUGAGGAGCGGCCAAGCCAAUAAUGUGACGGGCUUCGCCAACAAUCCCGCCGCUACGGCCUCCUCGGGGAGAAAAGACGAACCAACGGAGAACGGCACUGACACCCCCGAGCCGCCGUUGACGCGGGUCAAGCGAGAACCAGAACCAACGCCCAGUACCUCGGCGCAAGCCUCGGAUGAGACAUUCGCGCGACCGCACAGUAGGCAAGGGAGUGAGAGUUUCAAACAAGAGUUCACGGCGAGCAAGAACGAGAGCAGCGGCGAGACUUGGAAGGAGAAGACACGCGGAGUCGGAUCGCUGAAUCAUCCGUCGGGCUCGUCGCCGGCCGCGUCGAUGGAUCCGUCGUCGUCGCCGACCUCCUCGUCCACGUCCUCGUCGUCGUCGGCAGCGCGAGCGUCGGCGUUAACGCCAGCGACCACUGGCGCGACAUCAACGACAACGACCAGCUCGUCGACGGCGAUCCCGACGACGACGACGAGCACGGGCGGCGGCGGCGGCGGCGCAUCCACCCGCAGCUCCUCGGUCUCGCCGGCCUCCAGAGCGCAGACGAACACCACGUCCGGCAAUACGUCGAUGUCGGCGCCGAGCGGACGCCAGGCUCCCAAACGACGUAUGCGACGUCGCGCCACCUCGCAGUCCCAGGACCCGGCCGAACAGCUGACGGAGAUGUCGGUGCGCGGCUUGAACCUCUUCCGCUACGCGUCCAUCAACGAGGGUGUCUACCAGUGCACCGAGUGCGCGAAACUCGACAUCCAGAAGACCUUCAAGAACAAGUACAGCUUCCAACGGCACGCGUUCCUCUAUCAUGAGGGCCACCAGCGCAAGGUGUUCCCUUGUCCGGUCUGCAGCAAAGAGUUCUCGCGGCCCGACAAGAUGAAGAAUCACAUGAAGACCGUGCACGACUGCUUCAUGCCUAAAGAUUGCGUCGUGCCGUUCGGCUUCUUUCUGUCGCCUUAGCGGGCGGCGCGAGGGCGGGGUGGGCUGCCGACCGGCCCGGCGGUACAGAGGAACGCGAGGAAGAUCGCGCACGCGGUCGCCAGGGCGACCGGUGCUGCGCCGUCCAGGACGAGCGCGAGCGCUCUCAGACGCGGAAGUCGCUCCUGAAUGGCGUUCGUGAUAGCGACGGCCGGAGGUAGAGAAAGAGAGAGAAAGAGAGUAACAUGGCCAAGAGAUCUGAUAAGAUUAUGGACAGCGAUCUACGGAGAGGGUGGAAUCGUUAAAGAAUCGGAGUUUACAAUUCUUAGAUCAGAAAUCUGCAAAUUCGCGAGAUAAAUUGGGAGAUUUCUCGGAGAUUAUGAGGGAAAAGUUCACACUAAUCGGAGGAAGGAAAAACGGCGUUGUGUAAAAAUUAGUAAUGUUAGAUUAGGAUUAACAUUUAUGAUAUAACCGCGCAUACUCGGCACGAAUACGAGCGGUACGGUGUGUAAAUAAUAUUACGUCGAAUGUGCGUGGAUCGCUGUCCAUUUAACGGUGAAACUUCCAGGCAGGAACUCGCCGUCGCUAUCGACAAUCGCGUUCCCUAUAUAUGUAAUAUGUCAUCCUACGCCGAUGGACAAUGCUCGCGGACCAAUCGCGUAGCCCAUCUCACCCCCGCGAUGAUUACGAUGAUGACGAGAUGAUGAUUCCGAUGUUCGCCGUGUUCCUCGGAAAAGACAACGAGGAGCCUUCCCAUUCUGUGCGUGGGAAGAGGCGCGAAAUCGCUUCCUGAAGAGAGGGAAAGAUCGAGCGAGCGGAAGAGCGAGCUCAAGAGGGGAGUUGAGAGGAGGAGGGACGGACAGUGAUGCGCGAUUGACGCUGGAGAAUGGAGAGAGACGCGAGUUUUUGGCGAACACACACACACGGUCUCCUCCUCUCCCUCGCUCCUAUGUACAUUAGUAUUAUAUGAUCUUCGACCUGUGCAAUAACGAGCUCGAUCCUCGCUCGCUCGUCGAAUCGUAGCGUAGUUCUGGGUGGAGAACGCGCGGAAAGAACGUGGUGCACGUGGACGAGCCGAGUGCUAAAGACUAACAGGGGUAUCUUUGUACCUUGAGAAAAGAGAAGAGAAAAGACACAGAGUGUCGUUUCUUUGAUUAUAAAAAUCUUAGAGAUUGUAAACCCACCAUUUUUGUUUGUUAUAAAAUUUAUAGUUUCCCGAAAUUUUACCGCGAAUUGUGUUCUUCAAGCACUUCGCAAAUCAAUCGACGACAAUAGUUUGUCACGAUCAUAUACGAUCAUAUAUAAAAAUUACAAGACUUGUAUAAUGAGCGGGAAAAUGGAUACUGUGACUCGUUUUCUGAGGCGCGGAUAUUUAGGCGAUAUUUUGCCGUUUGUUACACUCAAUUGAGACGCAUAUAAACGCGCGAUUACGAAAUAUAUCGAGAGAAAAAAAUAAUUGUAGUGCGACUGAGACUCAGAGAGUCGCAGGGUAAAAGUGACGAUGAGCGAAGUGCUAUUAGAAUCAUGACAUUAGAGCGACAAAGAAAUAAAUAUUAAUCAACAGACAUUCGUCCUCUGCGUGCACCGCGAAGCGAGAUCCUACUUCUUGUACCCUGAAGAAGUCAUCAACUUGAACGUCUUGCUGGAUAUCGGUAUCAAGUAACGUUCUAAGAGCGAGAAUCGUUUUGUUUUUUUUUUUUUAACGAAAAUAUACUCAAAUCAGAUUCCGAGUGAGUGCUUUGAGUGCUCAUUGACAUUUAUAAUGCUAAACGGUAGAAUUAAACAGACAUUUAUUUCCUUCGAGGGGAAAUUAGGGGAGCUUGGCGGCUGUCUUCAGGGCGUAUCGAGAAUCCGCGACGAGGUAGUGAAAUCUUUCCGACGAGGAAUGAUGAAUAGUGAAGUUAAAGAUUCCAAUUCGAUCUUACACUGGCUUCCGGCUCCGACGUUUCACGAACGGUAGUCUCUUCCACGAGAAUUGUUUCAAUUCGAGCCUCCUUUCUCGCUUCGAUAUGUCUUUCUUUGAAUUUAAAUAUUUUGGCCUUAACGAAUUGCACUUCUAUUGAAGUCCAUUCUUCAGAAUGCGUGGUCACAUAAAGAAUGUCGCACAAAAUGGAUGAAGUAGGUGAAGCGAACGAAGAAACGAGGAAGAUACAGAACGUAUCGUGAAACGAGCCGAGCUAAUAUUUUAAUAUAUACAUAUACAUGCGAAGGAAAAGAAUAUAAAAGAAAAAAAAGAGAGAACACACAAGAGGAAGACACACAGAUUGUAUAUUUAUUAGAAAAGUAUAUCCAGCGUGAAUUAUCCAAGAAAAGGAUGUCCAACGGAGAAAAGAUGAAGAGAGUGGGAGAGAGAGAAAGAAAGAAAGGAGAAAUGGUUUCUUCUCCUUCCUCCCCCGAGUUUCUUCCUGUUUUUUUUCUUUUCAUCUCUUCCGGAGGAGUGUAUCAUAGGCGCAUUGAUUAUUAAUUUUUACUAGUUACUUGCUAUUAUCGUUUAUUCUCGCACUUGCUAUAUGUUAGUUACAGACCGCAUUAUUUUUAUUGUCACCCUGUUAUAUAUUACAACUAUUAUUAUUAUUUUUAUUAUAAUUAUUAGCACAUUUGUUCGGUAAGAAUUAUUAACUUUUAGCCCUGGACCAGCAAGAAGAAAUUGCUUAUUAUCGCACUAAUUAAUAAUAAUAAUAUUAUUACUUUUAGUAUAUAUGUAUAAAAGCGAACGCACAGGCGCACACGCACGUAGGACAGAAGACGUUCUAAUAUCUAUGUGUACACCGAUCAAACGGUGCAGAUGUAUGCGUCGGAUCUUAUUUGAUCUGUAGCGUCCGUAUAGAUCCAAGCAGCGAGAUGUCGGCAGCGUUGGGACGUGCCGACGUCGAGAGAAUGCAUGAGUGAGUGAAAGACAGAGAGAGAAAAAUAAAAAACGAGCAUGUGCAGGAUGGUAUCAUCAAUCAAUUCUUUGAGAGAGUACAGCUUUCGCGCUCGAAAACUUUUACGUCCUUGUCAAUUCUCUGCGAAGACGAAGUCGAUCCAGAGCGUGAAAGAGCUUUCGAGGGAGAACCGAGAAACGAAAGCAGUAUUUUGGUCUUCCGCAUUGACGUUUAUUCGUACGCGUGUGAUGUGUGUGUGUGUAUAUGGCUUGAGUAAAUAUGUUGAGAGAGAAAGAAAAUGAGGGAGAGAGGGCGGCGGGAGGAGAAAACGAAAAAUUAAAUAUGAAAGUGUGAAUACGAGAAUCGUGUGUGAAUGUAGAAAGAGAGUUAUUUAACAGAAUAUAUAUAUAUAUAUAUAUACAUAUAUAUAUAGAGAGAGAGACACAAAAAGAGAUAUAUCAUAUGAGAGGGAACGUGCACGUGCUUGUGAUAUCUUCCUCUGCAGGAAUUCGAGGUCGCGAGAUAUCAAAGUCGCAACUCUUGAUAGCCUCUAUUCGUACACAGUCCACGUAGAUAUGUAAAAAUUAUUUCAAAUAUUAUAUGUGUCAAUUAAUCAUUUGUAUAAUUAUACAUUAAUUAAUUAUAAAUUAAUUGUACGAUAAUUUAUAAAGCGAGAGAGAUUGAUAAUUCGAUCUUUCCGCUUGCUUUCGUGAAUUUUUCACUUCGUAGAUGCAAGCAUUUGUAACCCGUGUGUAAACUAUAAGUCUAAGUGCAACAGAUCUCUGUAGAGGAUUUUUCAUCGUUUGCAGUCUCAAGCCGGGAUAUUCUUGACAAGAUUGCUGCACUGCUUACUUCUUAAUUCAACAAUGAGUAUGAAAACAUUUAAGAACAUUAUCGUUUAUUGGUAUGCAAAAGUUUAUUCGUAAGAAUUCUUUACUCAUUGCUUUUUUGCAUCAGAAAUUAACUGAAUUUUUCUCGCUUGCUGCGCGAAAAUAAUUAGAUUAACAGAAAAUAUGUACCACCGGUGAUUCGAGAUUGCAAAAAGUUUGGAUUCUCAGUAUCGAAAUUUUCCCGGAAAGUUAUUCUGAUGAUUCGGGUUUUUUAGUGAUGUGCUACUGUUGUGCUA